Molecule: messenger RNA, 1998 nt
Organism: Larimichthys crocea (large yellow croaker)
Lineage: Eukaryota; Metazoa; Chordata; Actinopteri; Sciaenidae
Gene: rerg
Product: RAS-like, estrogen-regulated, growth inhibitor
Exons: 5
Coding region: 480-1082 (200 amino acids)
Molecular function (GO): GTP binding; GTPase activity
Source: RefSeq, a predicted model, not a curated record
AUCCUCCCUCCGUGUGUAGAUGCAGCGGCAUGCAUCAGCAGCCCGGUCAGAGGCAGCAGAGUGUCGGGAACUCCAGCAGCUCCGCUCCGUAUAUUUCCACUGACCCUCCGAUAUUAAGGAUUCAUUCAUCUCAGCCAGAGCUGCAGCUCGGUGUGUCCGGACGUGAUCUGUCCAUCCAUCCACCCGUCUGUCCAUCCAGCUCUAUUUAUUUCUCCUUCCACCCAGCAGUGCGCUGCAUCCGCAGCUGCGUCCGGGAAGGUCAGACAUCAUUUUUUUCUGACUAGCGGACCUGACAACUUUUUUUUUUUUAAUUUUUAAAUUCCUCUCUUCCUGAUCACCAUUUCAUUUCAUCAGCGGGAGAUUAUUACUGCAUUCAGCCGUCGCUGACGCUGCUUCCUCCUGUGUGGACGAGAGGAUGGAUGGCUGACCUCGGAGCUCACUGACUGGUUCGCUGAUCUUCGCUGGUCGUAGUUGCUGUCAUGGCCAAAAGCCCGGAGGUGAAGCUGGCCGUCUUCGGCAGAGCAGGGGUGGGCAAGUCAGCUUUGGUGGUGAGAUUUCUGACCAGACGCUUCAUCUGGGAGUACGACCCAACACUCGAGUCAACAUAUCGUCAUCAAGCCAACAUUGACGAUGAGGUUGUCACCAUGGAGAUUUUGGACACUGCAGGACAGGAGGACAUCCAGCAGAAGGAGGGUCACAUGCGUUGGGGUGACGGAUUCGUCAUUGUGUACGACAUCACAGAUCGGGGAAGCUUUGAGGAGGUGGCGCCUCUCCGAAGUCUCCUCGAGGAAGUAAAGAAGCCGAAAAACGUGCCCCUGGUCCUUGUUGGUAACAAGUCUGAUCUGGACCACAUCCGGCAGGUCGGCACAGAGGAAGGCGAGCGUCUUGCAGCUGAAAUGGCGUGCGCCUUCUACGAAUGUUCGGCAUGCGCCAAUGAGGGUGGCGCUGUGGCUGAGGCUUUCCACGAGCUGUGCCGUGAGGUGAGACGCCGUAAGGCCAUGCAGGGCAAGGCCAGACGCCGCAGUUCCACUACACACGUCAAACAGGCCAUCAACAAGAUGCUGACCAAGAUCAGCAGCUAGGGAAGAGCCACACUACCGUCUGAUGACACAAGAAAUGUAAAUUUUUCUCAUGUAAAUGUUUCAAUUAUUGGCUCUGAAUCGGACAAAAUGUGACUGAUUUAAUGUGGAAUGUGUUCUUUACUCAUUCUCUGAUCAUUUUCCAUCAGAAAAGUCCCAGGUACAAUAUCUCUUCCCUCUGGAAGAUGGGAAUGUUAUCACUUCAGCAUGGGAGUCUUAAAAGAUGAUUUAUUGUCCAGACAUGAGCUCGGGCAAGUUGUUUCAUGAUGAAUCUGUUAAAACGAUAAGGUUCUGAACUUUUUUCUUUUAUCCUCUCUUCUAAAAUCAAUAAAUAAGUGAUGGAUGCAAACUGUCCUAUUUAGCAUGCAAAGAAUCCAAGCAUUUAUUGACGUCAAACGAGAAGAUUUGUAGUUUCCUCUCUGUAUCUUGUCUGUAUGGGGAUAUUGUGUGUAACUGUUGUGUCAGCAGUGGCAAAGAAACAUAAGAUCAGAGAACUACUAACAGUAAAUCCACCGUCCAUGUCAAAACGAGAAAACCGUUUCACAGUGUUCUGCUCACAUUAAAUGUUCUUCAGUGUUUGUCCAGCACACGUGUGAUUCAAGAUCUCAAGGAACCAAAGCACAGGUUCAGAACAUUUUCACCAUUUUCUCUACACCCACGAAGGUCCAUCCCAACAUGACACAUUCCAAGGAUUUUUGUCAUGGCUGUAAUUUCAAUAUUGUAAACUACAGUAUGUAUGAUAUGGUAUACUGCCUUAAGCACUGCCGUGUCUUAGGUGUGUACAGUACCCAAAGGUAUCUACAGUAGAAGAUACUGUAAUUGUUGAAAUGUAAUAUGUUUUUUUCUUUAUGUACGUGACCUGUAUGAUGAAAAGAACCACCUGUGCACUUGUAAUUAAAAACUGAGAUAUAUCCCAACA